Ilex paraguariensis (yerba mate) is the source of this 460-nucleotide messenger RNA. NCBI's taxonomy places the organism in Eukaryota, Viridiplantae, Streptophyta, Magnoliopsida, Aquifoliales, Aquifoliaceae. The record is from the annotation of a GenBank genome assembly.
AUGGGUUUGGGUGCUGCCUGCAAGCUGUUUCUGGGUAUACAGCUGCAAGUCACUGUGGAGUGGAUAGAUUUCGAAGGGUGGAUACGCAAUCAGGAUUUUUCAGCCUUCAGAUGGAAAUAUUUUGCUGGUUUGGGGAAGAGAAUCAUUCAGUUUUGGCUUCCAGAUUUACAGCUGCUACAGAGAUCUCCUAAAAUUUUGCAGAAUUUCAGCUACCAAGGGCUCCCCUCAUUGGCGCAUGACAACCGGCUUUUCAGAAUAGAGUUGUUUUCCUUAGAAACUAAAAGGGGUCUGAACAAUGCCAAUGAGCUCUCUAGACCAAAGACUGGCCGAUCAAACAAUAUGAGGGUAUACCAAAUUGGGACGAGGAAGAACUUGGUUUUUGCUUGGAUUAUUGAGAGGAUAAUGAUGAGUGCACAGACCACAAACGGUAAAACUGGAAUAGUAUGGUGGAACCAGGAGG